AUGGACAGUGUUCGAGACACAGCCCCCCAAGACCGAGGGGGCUGUUGCCCUGCCCUCAGCAGGCUGGUCCCCGUUGGCUUUAGGGCCGAGGUGUGGACGCUCUUCGUCCUUUCCGGACCCCUGUUUUUGUUCCAGGUGCUGACCUUCAUGAUCCAUGUCGUGAGUUCGGUGUUUUGCGGACACCUGGGCAAGCUGGAGCUGGCGUCAGUGACCCUCUCGGUGGCCUUUGUUAAUGUCUGUGGCGUUUCCAUAGGAUUGGGCUUGUCCUCAGCAUGUGACACGUUAAUGUCCCAGAGCUUCGGCAGCCCCAACAAGAAGCACGUGGGGGUCAUCCUGCAAAGGGGGACCCUGGUUCUCCUUCUCUGCUGUUUCCCCUGCUGGGCCCUCUUCCUCAACACCCAGCAGAUCCUGCUGCUCUUCCGGCAGGACCCAGCCGUGUCCAGGCUAACCCAGGAGUACGUGCUGAUCUUCAUUCCGGCACUUCCGGCAUUUUUCCUUUAUGUCCUGCUGGCAAAAUAUUUGCAAAAUCAGGUACAGCUCUCUGGAGCUGCAUGGCCCCGGCCUCUUUCCAACCCCUGGAUAUGCCUGGGCUGGGCCACACCCCUCGCCCCUGCCCCCCACCCCCUUCAUUUAUUUCAGGGAAUCGUCUGGCCCCAAGUCUUCAGUGGCAUUGUGGGCAAUUGCAUCAAUGGCUUGGCCAACUACAUCCUGGUUUCCAUGCUGAGACUGGGGGUCAGGGGCUCCGCUUUCGCCAGCACUCUCUCCUUCUUCGUGCAGACCAUCUUCCUCUUUCUCUACAUUGUGCUGAAGAAGCUGCACCUGGAGACAUGGGCAGGCUGGUCCAGCCAGUGUCUGCAGGACUGGGGCCCCUUCUUCUCUCUGGCGAUUCCCAGCAUGUUCAUGGUGUGCGUCGAGUGGUGGGCCUACGAGAUCGGGAGCUUCCUCAUGGGCCUGAUCAGCAUGCUGGACCUCUCUGGCCAGGCCAUCCUCUACGAGUUGGCCACCAUAGUCUACAUGAUUCCCCUGGGGCUCAGCAACGCGGUCUGUGUCCGGGUGGGGAUAGCCCUGGGAGCCGCGGACACUGCCCAAGCUAAGCGGUCAGCCAUCUCCGGCAUGCUUUGCACAGUUGGGACCUCGCUGGUUGUGGCCAUACUGCUGAGCCUCCUGAAAAACAAACUGGGGCCUAUUUUUACAAAUGAUGAAGAAGUCAUCGCACUGGUGAACAAGGUCCUGCCAGUUUAUAUCGUCUUUCAGCUGUUUGAGGCCGUCUGUUGCGUGUAUGGCGGAGUCCUGAGAGGGACCGGCAAGCAGGCCUUCGGAGCCAUUGUGAACGCCAUCAUGUACUAUGUCAUCGGUCUGCCUCUGGGCAUCGUGCUGACCUUUGUGGUCAGAAUGAGAAUCAUGGGCCUCUGGCUGGGCAUGCUGGCUUGUGGCCUCCUGGGCACUGUUGCCUUUGUUGUCUACACCACCCGGAUGGACUGGAAGCUCGCAGCAGAGGAGGCUCAGAAACAUGCGGGGCUGCAGAUCCCUGACGGCACGGUGACCGUGGCGACCACGGCCCCCCGACCCGGGCCUGCGAAAGCCGUCACGUCUUCAGUGGCUAUGGGGAACUCCCCGGGCAUCACUCUGAUGAUGUAUUCGAGGCCCGAGGGCCAUGUGGACCUCUCCGGGACGCCGGAAGUAGCCCGAGCCCCGUCAGCCCCAGCCAGCCCCCUGUCAGUGAAACAGCUGCUCGUCCGCCGCGGGGCUGCCCUGGGGGCGGUGUCAGCCAUGCUGAUGGUGGGCCUGAUCAUCAGGUUCCUGACCACCAGACACUAGCCGUG
This is a messenger RNA of Enhydra lutris kenyoni (northern sea otter), 1823 nucleotides long. Its product is annotated as solute carrier family 47 member 2. The record is from RefSeq and is a predicted model, not a curated record. Bases 1 to 1818 code for a protein of 605 amino acids. The transcript is spliced from 17 exons. Gene Ontology annotation, molecular function: antiporter activity; xenobiotic transmembrane transporter activity. NCBI's taxonomy places the organism in Eukaryota, Metazoa, Chordata, Mammalia, Carnivora, Mustelidae. Gene Ontology annotation, cellular component: membrane. Gene Ontology annotation, biological process: xenobiotic detoxification by transmembrane export across the plasma membrane.